Canariomyces notabilis is the source of this 1995-nucleotide messenger RNA. Its product is annotated as SET domain-containing protein. Bases 169 to 1995 code for a protein of 608 amino acids. Gene Ontology annotation, molecular function: protein binding. The transcript has 3 exons. Lineage: Eukaryota; Fungi; Ascomycota; Sordariomycetes; Sordariales; Chaetomiaceae. The record is from RefSeq and is a predicted model, not a curated record.
CGUGGCAGCAUCGUGAAACAUGACCAAGAUCGGAUCGCAAUUCUCAAAGUGAGAUGUCAGCUGUCACCGCACUCACAUUCACGUCAUCCGAGCUGAUGACACUCAGAUAACUCGGAUUAGCUAAAACACAUUUUGAAUUCUGAUCAGUUAUUGCAGUGUACCAUCACCAUGCAGCUGCCAGCCGGGCUGCCAGUGGCUCUGCCGGCCCUGACCUCAACCCUCCCGCUGAGACCGCCGCUCAACGCGUGUCAGGCGCUUGAGGUCCAGCAGCACGCUGCUAUAUGCCCGGCGUAUUCAUACCCGUUUUUAUGGACGGAGGACGAGAGCGGGGGCGUGUUGGGAGGGUUGGGCUUGAAUUUGAACCUGAACUGGCACCGUCUACCGGACCCGGUGUUGGCGUAUUUGGUUUUGAAGCAGAAACUGGAGGAACGGGAACGGCAGGCUGAGUUGGCGGGUGCGGAGGAGGUGUCAGAGUCGCGUGAUCCGGGCCAUCUGGCUCGGUCGGGGACGGUGCCGGUGACGGAAAGUUUAAAUGACUCGGAAGAUGGCUCGUCAGUGUCAUUAGAGGAAGGGACACACUCCCAGGCAAAGGAGGAACCACGGAGAUCAACUCACUCAGGCUCUGAAUCUGAGUCUAAGUCGCCAUGGACAGAACCCCCCGGUCCCGGAUCGUCCUGUCGCCGUGCAGCUCGGGGUGUACCCUCCCAGUCCGAGCACUGCGUCUUCACACAUACCGCCUUCAACAACCGGCUUGGUCUGGCCCUGGUCACGACGAGGGAAACGGUCCGGAUGCUUGCCGCGCAGCCACCGCUGAACGGAGUGAACACAUCGUCUUCGUCUGCACAACCACAACCUGGCCUUCACGGGUCUGCUACAAACCAGGGUGGUAGUAGUGGGAGUGGUGGUGGUGGUGGUGGCGCAGACGCGCUCUACACAGCCAAGGAAAUACCCGGCAAGGGCCUCGGCUUGGUCGCUACACGGCCCAUUCGCGCAGGGACUAAGAUUAUGGACGCAAGACCGGCGGUCAUGGUGGAUGACGAGGCGUGGCGCGGGAUGAGGCGGGCGGAGUUGCAGGUGCUGGUUGGGAUGGCUGUGGGGGGGUUGUCGGAGGGGUUAAAAAAGGAAUUCGUGAGCUUGGACAGUUCCGGUUCUGAUGACACUGGCAGUGGUCAGAACGGGAGUGGUAGUGAUGGUGGUGGGAAGGGAAUGGAGAAUGGGCAGGGGAGGAGGGAGUAUGGGGUCAUGGUGACCAAUGCGUUUCGGGUGACGGUCAAGUUCGCUGCUGGGGGUCAUGAUAAUGGUGAUGGGGUUGUACAUGUAAGGGGCGGCGUUGGCGGAAAGGUUAAGGAGAAAGAUUUCCACGCGGUGUUUCCGGAAGUGUCGCGUCUGAACCACGACUGCGCGCCGAACCUGGGGUAUUACUUCGACUCGGCCACCCUCUCGCAAAAGGUCUAUGCCGUCAGGGAUAUCCUCCCCGGAGAGGAGCUUACCGUCAGCUACGUCGACGUCAUCCAACCGCGCUCCAUCCGCCAAUCCCGCCUGCACUCCGGGUGGUCUUUUGCCUGCACCUGUCCGCGCUGUACGUUGGAACCGCACCUCCUUGCUGAAUCGGACGACCGCGUCGCGCAGAUGCAGCAGCUGCGUCGGGAGCUGGACGACUACUCCUCGACCUCGACCGCAGCAACGCCGGAAAGGGCCGAGCUGCUGGUCAUCCUGUACGAGCUUGAGCACCUGCAUGUGCGCAUCUAUGAGGCUUACUACCGCGCUGCGCUGGAAUGGAACGGCGUUGGGGAUGCGGCGCGCGCGGCCAAGUAUGCGCGCUUGUGUUUGGAUAAGGGGUUGUUGUUAAGGGGAGAGGACAGGCCGUUUGUAAAAAGUAUGAGGGAGCUGUUGAAGGAUGCGAAGGCGCAUUGGAGUUGGCGGUUUAGGGUGAAGAAGAGGCAGCGGGAGAGCGAGGCAGAGGGAGGUUCCAGGGAGGGAGAUACCAACAGGUAG